CGUUGAGAAAACCACUUCAACAGCUGAAAGCUGGCUGAGCGCAGCUGGACCGCGCUAUUGGAUGCUUAACCAUGAGUGACCCGUUUAACAGCAGCAGCAGCAGGGUGUUUAACCGAACCCCUCAGGGUCAUGUCACAUUUGUAAAUCUGGAGGACAUAGACGUGACCGCGGACAGGAGCCCGGUCCUACGAAUCCUGAUCUCAGUGGUGUACAUUCUCGUGUGCGCAAUAGGCUUAGUUGGGAAUUCGCUCGUCCUUUUCAUCAUGAGAGUGAAACACUGCAGACAGAGGACCACCAUUAAUGUGUUCAUCAUUAAUUUAGCCGUCACAGACCUCCAGUUCGUCCUGACGUUGCCGUUUUGGGCGGUGGAUACCGCUCUGGAUUUCAGCUGGCCGUUUGGAGACGCCAUGUGCAAGAUCAUACUGUCGGUCACUGUGAUGAAUAUGUACGCCAGCGUCUUCUUUCUCACUGCUAUGAGCAUCACUCGAUACUGCUCCGUGGCUUCAGCCACCAAGAACAGGGUUCGUCCCCAAACAUCAUUCUCUGACAAAUCGGUUUGCGCAUUUUUGUGGGUGUUUGCAACCGUCGCCACCGCGCCAACGUCAGUUUUCUCCACUGUGACCGACGUGGCUGGAGAGAAGCUCUGCUUGCUGAAGUUUCCCGCCGGACAUUAUUGGCUUGCCUUUUAUCAUUUGCAAAAAAUCAUGGUUGCUUUUGUUUUGCCCAUGUUGAUCCUUUCCGUGUCCUAUUUGCUGCUUCUGAGAUUUGUGAGAAAGCGAAAUCUGAAUAGCAGUCAUUCAAAGCGCAGGAUUCAUGUCACCAAAUCUAUCACAAUUGUGGUUCUUUCCUUCUUUCUUUGCUGGAUGCCGAACCACGCAAUUACAUUUUGGGGUGUUUUGGUAAAGUUGAACGUGAUUCACUGGGAUGAGGCGUAUUAUAUUGUCCAUACUUAUGUAUUCCCCGUGACUGUUUGUUUAGCUCAUACUAAUAGUUGCUUAAAUCCGUUUAUAUAUUGUCUUACGAGAAGGGCUUUGAGAAAGAAACUGAAAAACUGUUUGUCAAAUAUUGCACCUUGGUUAUUAAAGAGGUCUUUUCAGAAAUCUGCAAGGCAUGCAUGAACCAGUGCAACGAAAUUAAAAUGAGAAAAUAAUAAUGUAUAUGCAAAAUAUGUAUAUAUUAUAUAUGUAUAUAAAAUAUGUAUAUAUGUUUUUCUUUUUUUGUCACAAUUUAUUAUAAAAUGAUGUAUUAUUGUUAUUAUAGCUACGAACAAUACAUUAGCCUACAUUUAGUUGCAUCAAUAAUUAUUUAGAGUGAUUAAAUUUAUUGAAUAAUAUUAAAGAACAAAUGAACGAUUAAGCUGGAAAUUGAUAUAUGGGUCAUUAUAGGUAUUUCUGUAAUUUGUAAAAAUGAAACAAAUGUAUGCAUGUUUGAAAAUAACUAUUAAAACAACAACACGCUGUCUUCUCAAAAAUAUUGUAAAAC
Messenger RNA from Carassius carassius (crucian carp), 1482 nucleotides. RefSeq names its product relaxin family peptide receptor 3.3a3 (gene rxfp3.3a3). Gene Ontology annotation, biological process: G protein-coupled receptor signaling pathway; immune response. The coding region runs from base 72 to 1118 and encodes 348 amino acids. The record is from RefSeq and is a predicted model, not a curated record. Gene Ontology annotation, cellular component: membrane. The transcript has a single exon. Gene Ontology annotation, molecular function: G protein-coupled receptor activity. Lineage: Eukaryota; Metazoa; Chordata; Actinopteri; Cypriniformes; Cyprinidae.